GACGCUGACGGAGACAUCGCCAAUGAAUUGUGAGCAGGGUUUCCACAAAAAUACAGGCCGAGGCCGAGGCUGAUAACAUUAUAUUGAUUUUUCAAAACGUUUGUUGAACCAAUCAGAGUUGAACUAUUUUUAAAGGGUGAGGUUGUCUGGUUUUUCGAAGCUAGUGCAAAUUAGAUCUAAAUGUGAAGUGAUAGAUAACAUAUAUAUCUUUGGCGAGCGAGAGCUCGCGGGAUCGUCUGAUGCAGGUGGCUACUCUUUUCCGUGAGUCCACCACCUUGCUGGGAGAGACCAUGGAAUCGGGCGGAGGCGGAGGCGGAGCACCAUCGGAUACAGCACCUGGACCAUUAUCUUACGAUAACUAUAAUCACCCGCUCAACUUUCAAAACAAAUAUAAACUGAACAUGAAAUUGGAGCCACAUGAUGAUGGUUAUGAAACAAGCGCAGAUAUGCUCUUGAAUCCUGCUAACAUUAACCAUAAUCAUGAGGUAAAGAGAGAGAAAAUGGACGAUCCUUACAGUUUUAUUGAUGAUGAUCCCAUUCCGAUGCUUCCAUCAGCUCAAGGUCCUCCUCAUAUGAUGCACCCAUUACCUCCUCUAAACAACCAAAUUUUGCCUGGGCCAAAGAAGAGAGGGAGAAAGAAGAAGAUAAAACCAGAACCAGGAGAGUUCAAUCAAGAGUUAAAUGGAGGCAUUCCUCGGCCUGUAAAAGAACGGAAAAAACACGACCGUUUUAAUGGGAUGCCUGAAGAGGAGGUGUCUAAAAGGACUCUACCUGAUCAUCUUACAGAAAACUUAGAUAUUAUUAUUAUUGGUAUAAAUCCUGGGCUUUUCGCUGCAUAUAAAGGACACCACUAUGCCGGUCCAGGAAACCAUUUUUGGAAAUGUCUUUAUUUAUCUGGUUUAACCCCCCAACAAAUGUCGGCUGAUGAAGAUUAUAAAUUGCUGCAGGUUGGCAUAGGCUUUACAAACAUGGUGCAACGUGCCACGAAGGGGAGCGCAGAUUUAACUCGAAAGGAAAUUAAGGAGGGUAGCCAAAUUCUUUUAGAAAAAUUAAGAAAAUUCAGGCCUAAAAUUGCCGUGUUCAAUGGCAAAUUAAUUUACGAAGUUUUUUCUGGGAAGAAAGACUUCAAGUUUGGUAGACAACCAGAUUUAGUUGACGGGACAAAUACACAUAUGUGGGUUAUGCCAUCAUCGAGUGCGAGAUGUGCGCAACUUCCAAGGGCAGCGGAUAAGGUUCCCUUUUACGCUGCCCUAAAGAAGUUUAGGGAUUACUUAAACGGCCUCAUUUCCGAGGUGGACGAAAACGAAAUGGUGUUCAGUGAGCCGAAAGUCAAGUCGUGCUACGAAGCUGAACCCAAAGCCGACCUCUAUCCAUCAGAACUAACUGACAUUAGCAAUGCUGUGAUCAAAAACGAGGAUGGUACAAUAAUAGCGUGUAAGAAGAAGAGGGGCAGGCCGAAAAAGAUCAAGGUGGAGGGAGAGGAGGCUCCGCCGAAAGCGGUGGUGAGGAAGCCGGCACCGCCGCAGAAUAGCAACAGCUGUGAUUUCCCAAAGAAGAAGCGGGGCCGGCCGAAAAAGGUGAAAAUGGACGGCGCGGACGGUGGCCGUGCCGAGAGCAGCGCUCCCGCCAGCCUGGCACCCUGCUUCUCUAGUCCCUCGCCUAACAGCUUCUACGCUAUGGGUCCCGCCAUGACGCCUCCCAGCAACGCGGCGCCCAUGUACUCCGCCCAGCCGGGAGGCUACGGCCAGUCGCCGCGACCGGCCUACAGCCAGUCGCCGCGGUUGCAGUACAGCCAGUCGCCGCGGCCACCCUACAGCCAGUCGCCUCGGCCGCCCUACGGCAGCCAGUCGCCGCGGCCUCACUCGCAGCCCUUCACGCACUCGGACCUGAGCUCGGAGAUCAGCGCCGCCAUCAGCUCGGAGCAGCUGGGCUCGCCGGCUUCGCCCGUCGGUCCGCCAGACUUCGAGCCGCCCACCAGCAUGGCGGACGACGCCGAGUGCCGCCUCAGUCCCGCACCCUCCUCCACCAGCGACAACCCGCACCACUACCACAUGAGUCCAGCGCCCUCGACCAACGGAGAGCAGGCGCGCCACUACUACCAGGCGUACAACAUGGACCCACCGCCGCAGGAGGCGCAGUACCAGGGCCAGAAGAGCCAAGACAUCACAUCGAAGAGCCUGUCGGGACUGGAGUCGCUGGUGGACCAGAUCCCCAGCAUAACUGACGGAGAGGCGCCUUUAGGCGAGGCUCCGGAUCAGUACCCUAGCCAGAUGAAUAGUUACCCGGUGGCGUCGACGAGGGCCAGCCCGGUGCCGUACAACUACCCUCCUUCGUCAGGCUACCCCUUGUACCCUACGCCUACUUGGAGCGGGCAUUACGAGCCAAUGCCGCUGGGCUACCCGCAGAUUCCGUACGCGCAGAGCUACGGGCCUGGGAUUCACGUGCCCAAUCCCAAUUAUCCCUAUUACAGUUAUCCUCAGCCCACUCCGCCACAUCCUCCGGGCUAUCCUCCGUAUCUGGGCGGGUUUUGAUCGGUCUCUGUCGCGGUGUUUUCAUGUUGUGUACCUGUAACAUAUGUUCGGCUAGUACCUAGCAAGUCUGUCCGCUUCAGUACAUAGUAUGGGAAAUUUAAGUGACUUUAUAUGUGAAAAGUGAUUUGCAGAAAUAUUUCACAUUAUCGGUGUUCGAUUUUGGUCCAUGUUUGAUCCUUUCUGUUCAACUUAGAUUAAAUAUAGUAAAAGACGCAGCGCGCCAACACAAUAGCGUUGCAAGUUUUGUCUGCGUUAUGAACAAGAAACAACUUUGUUGAGACUAGAGUAGCGUAGUACUCAGACAACGACAAUUGUUUCUAAUGUACAUCUUGCGGACGUUUUAGCUCAGGUAUGCCCUAUCUUUUCAAUAUUUAAUCUAAGGUAGUUGUUCCCACCUUUCCAUUUUUCAAAUGUUGGUCGUUUGUGCAGGUACUUUCCAACGCACAUUGUUUUGUUGCUUUUUGAAAAAAACAAAUGGGAGACUUAGUAAAUGUAGGUAGGAAAUGUAGAUUUUAAGGAGACUUUUGAUUUUGAAUCAAUAUUUCGACACUUUCCCUCUUUAAUAUUUCAAACGUUUAUUAUAGAUUUUUUGCCUUUUACUAUUAUUUCAGAACUGAAAAAUCUGCUACUGGAUUUAGAAUCCAAAGACACAAAUUUGCCUAGCCAAUACGUGUGUUAAGAAGUGUUUUUGUUGUUGUGAGUAAAAGCAAAUUUGUUUAUGAGUAAAGAACCCCUAUGAAGUUUAUGUCCAUGGAUUCUAAACACAUCGGCAUUUUACAAAAAUAUCUUCAAGUUUGUUUAAAUUGCAUUAAAUUACGUCAUUGAAGUAACUAACCACGUCAAAUAUAAUUCGACAAUCUCAAAGACUUCUAAUCUGUAUCUCUCGAACUAAAAUUUCUAAAAAGGCAAAAUAUAUUUACCAAAAAUCUCUAAUAAGCUUUUGUGAAAAACGCUGAAAGUGGCUUUAUUAUGUAUUCAAGUUAAAAGAAUGUUUCAAGAAAAUAUAACUGCGGGGAGCGAAACAAUAAACAUACUGUUUUAUUCCAAAGAUAAGAUAUUUUAAUUCGAUCAAGUGCAGAAUAAUUUUCAUUUGGGUUCUCUUCUCGGUUUAUUUGAACGGUAAAAAGAAUAAUAAUGCGUAAAAUUUUUGGUGUUAUCACUUUUCAAACAUAUUAUCUCUGUAAAUGUUCUACUUUCGAUGUAAAGUUUCCCAUAUUAAACGAUGGUCACUUGCAUUUUGAAACCAGAGACUUGCACAGGGUAAAUGGUGAUAUUUUUUUGUCAUAAGUAUUUUCUCUAAACUUUGGAUGUUAGUUAGGUCGAGGGGUUUGUGCAUUAAUCUACAUUCGGAUCUCAAGUCGAUUGUGUAUGUGUGUUAUUUGAGUGUUCGGCACUGGACUUAUACGUAACGUUUUUCAAACAAACAAAAAAUGCUAUUGAAUUUUUACAUCAGAACGCUGUAUCAUUUCGGAAGAGCUUCGUUUGUUACAUUUGAAAAUCUUUUAGUUCGAUUGGAUUUAAAAGUUAUCAAUUUAGAGCCGCUCUACAUAAUGCAAAAAUAAAUUAGUAAUUAUAGGAGAUUUUACCGAUAUAGGGUUACUCAUUACACCUGAAAAAUGUGAUAAUUUGACAUUAAGGCGACUUUAAAUUCGAAUUAACGUAAUAAGUAAUGUUUAUUUCCAUUUUUUUUUGUGGAAUAUGAACAUAAAAAUAUGGAAAUAAAUCAGACAUUAAAUAUGAUUGCCACGCUUUUUUCUUGGUUAAAUAGUAUUUUUGGUUAUUUUUUACCUACGUUAAUACUUAUAAUAGAGGGCGUAAACGAAUGAAAUGUACUUAUUUACUACGCCCUGUGCAUACAUCAUUUUAGGGUAAGUUUAAGAGUUUAUUUAUAGGUUAAAUUAUAAGGAACUUUAUUAGUUAUUUUGGUACAUAAAAUAUAUUUAUUUAUUUAUGUUAUUUAUUUGGACAACAAGUCUAGUCCAUUCGAUUCUAGUCUGUUUAAGAUUAUAGAAUACUAUUUGUCUUGUCUAUAUCGAAAGUUUAUUUGCUUUAUUAUUUUCCGAAUUGUAUAUAUAAUAUAAUAUAUAUUAUUUCGUUAUAAAUGUUAACUUCGUUAUGUAUCAGGUGAUACAUGCUAAGAGUAGAAUUCCUCUGAUGUAUUCAUUCAAUAACAAAAAUUCUCUUUCCUUAUUAACAAAGUGUUUGGAUUUCAAACUUGUAUGCUAUCAUUAUUAUUAUACCAGAAACUCGCUUUUAAUUUUUGAUACUUCAAAUUUAACCUACACAUGUGUAAUGUCCAGAGCUUUUGUUAUCCCAUCAUAUAGCUGCAGCUCAUUCAUGUGAUUACAUUAAAAAUACAUUUGAUCCUUAAAUAAAUGAAAAAAAGAGUAUUUUCCACAUCCUGGUUGUCCGACAUGCGUGUCCUACAUAUCUCUGCACCUGAACCGUUGCACAUCAUAUUGGAUUAAAGAGAGAUGGAAAUAGUGACUGACCAAUGAAAAACCAAGGUAUUUGGACUACCUUAAUCGUUUAAAAAAUUAUAUCUCCUUGUGUCUUGUAAAUAAUAAUGAUAUACGUAAAUUCGUCAUUAUCUAAGGUUUUCAAAUUUAUUAUUGGUGUUUAUAAUAAAUAGAAAAACUCUUUUUCGUGUUGACUAGA
Messenger RNA from Sitophilus oryzae (rice weevil), 5189 nucleotides. RefSeq lists its product as uncharacterized. Lineage: Eukaryota; Metazoa; Arthropoda; Insecta; Coleoptera; Curculionidae. Gene Ontology annotation, biological process: base-excision repair, AP site formation. The record is from RefSeq and is a predicted model, not a curated record. Gene Ontology annotation, cellular component: nucleus. The coding region runs from base 240 to 2531 and encodes 763 amino acids. Gene Ontology annotation, molecular function: mismatch base pair DNA N-glycosylase activity; DNA binding. The transcript has 6 exons.